Molecule: messenger RNA, 2946 nt
Organism: Pogoniulus pusillus (Red-fronted tinkerbird)
Lineage: Eukaryota; Metazoa; Chordata; Aves; Piciformes; Lybiidae
Gene: MOCS1
Product: molybdenum cofactor synthesis 1
Exons: 11
Coding region: 228-2228 (666 amino acids)
Biological process (GO): Mo-molybdopterin cofactor biosynthetic process
Molecular function (GO): cyclic pyranopterin monophosphate synthase activity; GTP 3',8'-cyclase activity; 4 iron, 4 sulfur cluster binding
Source: RefSeq, a predicted model, not a curated record
CCCAGCAGCCCUGCCCCCGAGCGGCACCAGUGGCGAAGGAGCUGCGGGAAGCAGCUCCCCACGGACGCCCGAGCCGGCCCGCGGGGCCGAGCCGCGCCGACUGCAACUCCCGGCGUGCAGCGCAGCACCUGCGCCCGCUCUGAUUGGCUGCUCCCGCCGCCCUCCCCCGCUGACGGCGAGAGGCUGCGAGCAGAGCCGGAGCCCCUCGGGCUGUGGGUGGCAGUCGCAUGGCGGCGGCGUGGGGACGGCUCCUGCGGGGGCCGCUGGCGGCAGCGCUGAGCCGCGCUUGCAGCACCGGUGCGCCUGUCAGGGCUCCUUCCGCUGCAGCUCAGGAGGUGCAAAGCUCAGGAAGAGGACGCUUCCUGCUGGAACAUGCUGCUCCCUUCUCUGCGUUUUUGACAGACAGCUUUGGGCGUCAGCACAAUUACUUGCGAAUUUCUUUGACUGAGAAGUGCAACCUCAGGUGUCAGUAUUGUAUGCCAGAGGAAGGUGUUCAGCUGACCCCUAAAUCAGAACUACUUACUGCUCAGGAAAUAAUCACCCUAGCCAGACUCUUUGUGAAAGAAGGUGUAGAAAAAAUUCGACUGACGGGAGGAGAGCCACUUAUCCGUCCUGAUGUGGUUGAUAUUGUGGGUCAGCUGUACAAGCUAGAAGGUCUGAAAACCAUUGCUGUCACAACAAAUGGGAUCAACUUAACCAGAAUGCUGCCUCGAUUGAAGGAGGCAGGACUGAAUGCCAUUAACAUUAGCCUGGAUACUUUGGUCCCAGCCAAAUUUGAGUUCAUUGUCAGGAGGAAAGGCUUUCACAAAGUAAUGGAAGGGAUCUACAAAGCCACCGAACUUGGCUACCGUCCUGUUAAGGUGAACUGUGUGGUGAUGCGAGGCACCAAUGAGGAUGAGCUGGUGGACUUUGUGGAGUUGACGAAGGACCUGCCCCUUGAUGUGCGGUUCAUAGAGUACAUGCCCUUUGAUGGCAAUAAAUGGAAUUUCAGGAAGAUGGUAAGCUACAAAGAAAUGCUUGAUACAAUUAAACAGCAAUGGCCUGAACUGCUGAAAUUGCCCUGUGAAACUUCCAGCACAGCCAAGAGUUAUAAGGUGCCACAUUUCCAGGGCCAAAUCAGCUUCAUCACCUCCAUGUCAGAGCACUUCUGUGGAUCCUGCAAUCGACUGAGGAUAACAGCAGAUGGGAACUUAAAGGUGUGCCUUUUUGGGAAUUCAGAAGUGUCCUUGAGAGAUCACCUACGUUCAGGUGCCUCAGAGGAAGAGCUGGUUCAAAUCAUUGGAGCAGCAGUGGGCAGAAAAAAGAAGCAGCAUGCUGGCAUGUUUAACAUUUCCCAGAUGAAAAACCGGCCAAUGAUCCUGAUUGAGCCUGCACUGAUGUCAUUCCUGCGUUGCCAAGACGCCCCCCAGAAUCACCCAAAUUCAGAACGGUGGGGCCACACCUUUAGCCAUGGGCUGACAUUGAGACCAGGUUUACCUAAACAAAUGGGGAAAGCAUUCAUGAAAAAGAAACGUACAGGACAACUUUUCCUGCCAAGAUCUCACCCAAAGCAGCAGUGGUCCACAAAAACAGGAAUUCUACAAACCCAUCUCAGAAACUUCUGUGUCUUCCAGAAGGACCCAGACUCCACAUUUGACACAAAGUGCCUUGAGGCUUUUGCUGUUGGCAGAGUUUCUGUUUCCAAAGAGGAGGGUCCAGGGUCUGAACUCUGUACCAGGGAUUCAGGCUCUUGCACCAAGGUACCUCGUGCCUCUGACAGCUUGACUCACACUGAUGAGGAAGGACGGGCUGCAAUGGUUGAUGUUGGAGGGAAGCCAGAUUCAAGAAGAAGUGCUGUUGCCUGUGCUGUCGUCAGCCUGGGUGAGAAGGCAUUUGGAAUGGUGAGGCAGAACCAGGUGAAGAAAGGGGAUGUGCUGGCAGUAGCCCAGAUUGCAGGAAUUCAAGGAGCCAAGCUAACCAGCCAGUUGAUCCCGUUGUGUCACAACAUCCCCCUCAAUCAUGUUGAGGUGUCUCUGAGCCUGGAUGAGACCAGAUUUGCAGUGGUGAUUCGCAGCUCCUGUCAGACAUGGGGGAGGACAGGUGUGGAGAUGGAAGCUCUAACAGCUGCCAGCCUGGCUGCUCUGACUGUGUAUGACAUGUGCAAAGCAGUUACUCAGAACAUUGUGAUUGAAGAGGUGAAGUUGCUUAGUAAGACAGGUGGGCAGAGAGGAGACUUCUUGAGGAUCUAGAUCAUAUUCAGAUACCUCUAGCCCUCCAGGUGACCACUGUUCAUGCUCAGCCUCUUAGGGAAUUACUUUAGUCCAGCUGGUAGGCUUGGAGACGUCAGCAAACAUACCAUGCAACAACGCUGCAACUCCACUUUUCCUUUCCCUGUUAGCUUACUGCUGGGUGAGCAGUGGAGUCAUUUAUCCCUGUUGAUAACCAUGUGUAUAUUUUAGAGGACAGAUUUCUCCACUCUGCCAAUACCUUAAUUUCAGUGUCCUCACCAUGAGCUUCAGCAAAUGUUGCUAGUUGUGCCACAGAGCUGGUAAGCUUUUGCCUCUUAAGUACUCACAGCUCUGGAAAUGAAGCAAAUGCAGUCAUUUGGCCACUAUUUUUAAGCAAGAAUUAAGAUUGCAGAAUUUUGACUGGCAGUCUGUCCUCACAACCUCUGUAGUUGGGAGGUGGUGACAGUGGAAAGAACACAGAUUGAGAAUAUUACCAUAUGGCAGAGAUUUAAUGGCAAAACUGAUGUAGGUGAUCCUGCUCUGGCAGGGGCACUGAACUAGAUGAUGUUUUGAGGUCUUGUCCAGCCCCUAACAUUGUCUGAUUCUGUGGAACGCCCAGGGUCGGAGGGGCAGCUCCCAUCCCUCUGUAUUGUUACUGUUUCAUUUACCUGCAGGUGGGAAUCACGCAUCUCAGUUUCAAAAUAAAAGCAAGAGGGCAGCUGCCCAGUUAUUUGCAAAA